AUGGAGAAAAACAAACCCUCCUUUGUGUUACCAGUUAUCUGUUCAAUCAUAAUUAUCGCUCUUGGCCUUGUUUCCUUCUCGGCCUGUAUUGCUGCGGAGUUCAAGAGAACACGGUUAAAAGAUAUGAAAUUGGAUGGUGAACUCUGUUUUCUUCCAAGAAGUCCUGCAUCUGGGUUAGGACUUUUGGCUUUGAUCUGUCUCCUGGUUGCUCAGAUAAUCGGAAACUUGUUGAUUGGAAGCCAAUUUUGCUUGAAAGAGAAGAAAACCAGUGACCAAGCCAAAAAGCACAGGAUAGUAAUCAUCCCUGUUGUUCUAUCUUGGAUAAGCUCUGGAUUAUCAAUUAUAUUAUUGGGUACAGCAACAACUAUGAGCCAGAGGCAGCCUUACGGCAAAGGAUGGUUAGAUGGGGAAUGCUACUUCGUUAAAAGAGGUGUAUAUAGCGGAUCAGGUGCACUAGUUCUGGUUACAGAAAGCCUAAUACUUGGCUCAGUGUUCACCAUUACAAAGACAAGACAUUGGAGAAAGCAGGUUGAACAGGAGAAGAAAGUUCAUGAUGAAGAAGCACGAUGAGAUUAAAGAGGUUGUAGAAAUUAAUGAUGAGCCACCCACAGGAGACAAGUCUUCUUCUCCCUUCUCAUGAUAACCAGCCACCGGGACCCAACACCCAAGAUUGGAAGAGUUGGAGGAGAGCAGGUGAGAAGGAAAACCAACUCCACCAGAUAAAACUACAAUUGCACAGAACUUAAUUAAAAAAACAGUAAUACUGGUUUUUUUGUUUCUACACUUUUUUUUUUUUUUUUUUU
Messenger RNA from Telopea speciosissima, 803 nucleotides. RefSeq names its product protein MODIFYING WALL LIGNIN-1-like. Lineage: Eukaryota; Viridiplantae; Streptophyta; Magnoliopsida; Proteales; Proteaceae. The record is from RefSeq and is a predicted model, not a curated record. The transcript has 3 exons. The coding region runs from base 1 to 570 and encodes 189 amino acids.